Molecule: messenger RNA, 2343 nt
Organism: Diaporthe amygdali
Lineage: Eukaryota; Fungi; Ascomycota; Sordariomycetes; Diaporthales; Diaporthaceae
Exons: 1
Coding region: 1-2343 (780 amino acids)
Cellular component (GO): mitochondrion
Molecular function (GO): FAD binding; D-arabinono-1,4-lactone oxidase activity
Source: RefSeq, a predicted model, not a curated record
AUGGCAUUCCAGACUCCAUCCAACCCAAAAUAUCUCAGUUCCAGUCAGCGGCUCUCUAAGCUGGCCAAGGUCAUCCGUGAGGACACAAAUCGUAACACAGAGCAACUUCCUGGGCUUUCUAAGCUGCUAAACGAGUAUGCAAGCAGCGAGAUCAAAACACCGCCUAAAGAGGAGUUGAUUCGUCGAUUGAUCCGGGUAUUCAAAGACUCCACGACGGAACCCUCUUAUUCUCGGGUCUUGGAAAAUUACAGCACCAACGAGCAAAAACUUAUAAAUCGUUUUGUUGUCCAUGGAGAGUCCGCUUGUGAGUUGGGCAAAGAUUUUCACAUCGGAAUUUCCCCUGGCGCAAGAGAAGAGCUUGAGAACCUCGACUCGCAACCAGAUGACUUCAUUGAAGAGGGGCGAUUUGCCACCAAGCACCUCUCACACACGGGGGAACUUAUCCACCACAUCGUUGAUGAGGUCGAGUCUGUAACCAACGCUGUUCACUCUUGGAUUCAUCCUCACCCUACCUUCCCUGUGUAUGAUGAUCCCGGCAACAAGCAUAAGGUCCCGGCGUACUUCGAUAAGCAAUUUCAAAACUGGGGUCGCACGGUGGAAAACGUUCCCAAAAUUACCUGUGUUCCAACCACUUCGUACGGCAUUCAGCAGGUCGUGCGGUACGCAAAGACAAAUUCCAUGAAUGUUCGCGCGUCCGGAUAUCGACACUCCUGGUCACCAAUCUUUGGAAACCAAGGACAGAUUCUGAUCUCCACAUUGGAUCUCCAUCAAGCUACAGUGCUGCCAAACAUCGUUUCUGUGCCAGGUUCAGAAGUGCUUGACUGCCCAACAGAACUCAAUGCGAUCACAUUCCAAGGAACUCCAGAGGCUGGGAGGAACCGCCUAGUUCGCGUGGGAACAGCUGUCACCAACCAACAAUUAAGACGCUGGUGCAACAGUCAGCACGGAAGAUUAGCAUCUACAUUACCAUUAAACGUCAUUAUGGUCGAGAUCACACUGGGUGGUUCUAAUGCCCCGAUCUGCCACGGUGCAGGUCGAAGCCACCCGACCUUGAGUGACCUUGUGCACACGAUUGAAUAUGUCGAUGCCAAUGGCAACAUCCAGAAGUUGAGCAAGGACAAAGAGCCCGACCUCAUGAAAGCUGCUAGUGGUUGCUUCGGACUUCUCGGCAUCGUUACCCAUAUCACUUUGGAAAUGAUACCGAUGACCUACGCAGUUAUGAGGCCACAGAAGCUUCAUAUAACCGAGGCCAUCCCACUUCCGCCAGGCAUGACGACGGAAAAUUUGCCGCCUGUGCUCCGACCAGAUACACCUAUGACAGAAGAACAGCACGCCAAAGCCCAGGCUGCAUUUGAAGACAGGGCGCGUAACAACUUUUAUGCGGAAUGGUUUUGGUUCCCGUACACUUCCAAAGUCUGGGUCAACUGCUGGAACACAACAGACGAUCCUCAAGGCGAAAUUGAGUAUCCCAGCGAUCCCGAGGUGGUCAUACAGUGGUUCCAGACUGUAGCCGCCCAGGCCUUGCAGGUUUCAAGUGCUAUAGCGGAUUUGCAACACACUUUCGCAUGGGCGCAGACAACUUUGAUGUCUACUUUUGCCCUCUACGCCAUGCCUGAGAUCUCGGAUGACCAGCCAGCUAUCAAGACCCAGCUCCCCAAUGCUUUGCACUUCCGUCGGGCAAUUCAGAACGUUCGCGUGCUUGAUACAGAGAUGGAAAUUCCACUACUUCCGAAGUCUGGCGUCCCUUUGUCAGAAGUCAACUUCAAGGACGAGAUUGACUUCACUAAUGUGCAACGCGCGUGGUGGGCCGCUGUCCUUACUGCGUACAAGCCCGAGCACCGAGACACAUGCCCUCAGCGGAUGCCACUCGAGAUGCGCAUUACAGGCCUCUCGCAAGUAAUUAUGGCUCCAUUCCGCGGACAUAAUCUUGGGAGUGCUUCAAUUGAGAUCCUGACGCUCGAAAACAUGCGGGGCAAGCUGUGGCAGGACUAUGCUCAGGAGGUGCUCGACCACUGGAUGGACCUCAAGGACUCGCGAGGCGAAUACCUAACCACACGGCCGCACUGGGCUAAGGAAUGGUGGAAUUUCAAAGUACGGGGCCAGCCAAUGAUAGACUAUGUGCGGCAGUCUUACACAUUUGAAAUCCAGGAGUUCAUCUUCCGCCUUGGGCAGAUCGCGAAGAAGCAUGGGUGGAGUAUGGAGGACGCCAGAAAACGGUUUGGGAACGACGCGUUGGAUGCCCUGUUGCAGCCUGUUACCAUUCUCAACAGCGGAGUGAAAUCGUCGGUGGACAAGCAGGAACGUUCAUUAAUCACCACGACGCCCGUCAUUAUCAUCAAUUGA